AUCUUUAGUAACCAUUGAUCGUAAUUUUAUAUCGGGUUGUUAUUUAUAUGGUUGAUGAACUUCCCCUGCUAUUUUUACUUCUUGUUUGUUGGAUUUCAAUUUGAUUCUGCCGAUUUUUGGGAUUUCAAUUUAUGAUUCCACUCAGGUGAAAAAUUCGGGUUGAAUAUGGAUGAGGGUCCGACUGGAUGGGUGCCCACUUCAUGGGAGGAGCUUUAUAACGUAAAGUUGGUGCCUUCAGAGUUGUUUGUCAAGUUCAGGAAAGAAUUCGAAAGGUUUCGUGCUGGCGUCGAUUUGGGAUAUUUUUUGCUUCAUUAUUCUGGCAUUUCAUUGUCGGGCAGUUCCUUUUUGGCACUGCUUAUAGUAGUGAUUGUUUUGGUUUUUUAUUUAUCUCUGUUGUGUUGAUUGUAAUUGGAUUGUCUGGAAAUACUGGAAUGUAACUUUUAAUUUAACGAGUUUUGUUUGAUCAAGUGGCAAUCAUAUGUUUGUGGUUAUUAACUGCUUUUUGAGGCCAUGAUAAUUGAGAAUACUUUAUUUGUGCUUCAGCCAAUUACUGCACUCUUAGAGAAAGGUUGAAUCUUUUCAUCAUUGUUCCAUUUGCUUGAAUUCGUUCUUCUUUUUGUGAUAUUAACUUGCUGGCUCCUGAUGAUAUCGACAAUGUUAGAAGCUAUGUCGGGCAAGAUUCCUGAUCUCUAAUGCAUACUUUAUUUUCAGAUACGCUGAAUCGGACGUUUUUGAUUGGUUUGAAAUUCUGGAGUCAGUGCCUGGCAGAGAUUAGAAGUAGGAUUUUGGCAUGAAAAUGAUAGGGCGCACGACAGACAGCAGUAUGAUUCUUGUUGCCCUCUGGCUUUACUCCAUGACUGAACCAUAGAAAACUUCCAUACUAUGGAUAGAAAACUUUAUUAUCUCCUUGCUGUUGAGCUCUGGCGUGAUCUGUAUGAAUCUGCGCAAAUCCUGUCGUUUUGGCUAUGGAUUGAGCAACUAGGAUUCAAAAAGUUCAUCUCAUUUCUGUUGUCUUUGCACCCUCCGGAGAUAGAUGAAUAUGCUGAUGAGGCCGUAACAUGCUUGAGAUGCAUGAAGAACCAUCGGUUUGUUAUUCGUGCUGAAGGUAACGUCCUUCCAUUGACUUCUAGCCUUCUCAAUCACAAGAUAUCUCUCCAAUUUUUUCAUGAGAAUCGAGCCACCACAGUGAGGGAACUUCACAAGAUUGUUAGUGAACUCUGUGUCAAGGUUUUACCAGAUCUUAUAGAGGAUGCUUUCAAGAAGCAUGCUAUAUUCGAUUCCUUGACUGAUGACUUGGCCAGCUUGGGUUUUGUUGAUGAAAAGUCCGUGAGAAAUCGUCGUGCUGGCACAUCAACCGAGGAUAGAGCCCUGUUCAUCACCUUUUCAAAGGGCUAUCCUGUUAGUGAAGCAGACGGUAGGGGUUUCUUUGCUGCACUUUUCGGGGACUGCUUCGAGGCUUGCUACAUGCAAUCUGCAAACAAUGCUCAUGACCAACCCGUCUAUGCUAAAGUUGUUUUUAGCAGCCGUGCAACUAUCGACCAGAUUCUCAAUGAUGCUGCGAAAGCGAAAUUCAAAAAUCAAUGGGAAGCAUCUUUGGGCGCGCAAGUUCAUGCAGAAAUUCAGGACUUCCCAAUAGAUGAUGAUUUUGGCGAAGAAACUCUGGCUUAUUUGUACUUUUCCUUUCCUAUAUGUUUAAUCUUUAGUCUGUCUUGACUCUUUGAGUCUUGUUUUUAGUCAAAAAAGUGUACUGGAGUGAAUGCCAGCACUGAUGUAAAACUGCAUGCAUAUUGUUUGAUGCUUUUGGAAUUCAAGUCUG
Molecule: messenger RNA, 1816 nt
Organism: Oldenlandia corymbosa var. corymbosa
Lineage: Eukaryota; Viridiplantae; Streptophyta; Magnoliopsida; Gentianales; Rubiaceae
Source: the annotation of a GenBank genome assembly